Molecule: messenger RNA, 3069 nt
Organism: Limulus polyphemus (Atlantic horseshoe crab)
Lineage: Eukaryota; Metazoa; Arthropoda; Merostomata; Xiphosura; Limulidae
Product: Down syndrome cell adhesion molecule-like protein Dscam2
Exons: 15
Coding region: 271-3054 (927 amino acids)
Biological process (GO): dendrite self-avoidance; homophilic cell-cell adhesion; axon guidance
Cellular component (GO): plasma membrane; axon
Molecular function (GO): cell-cell adhesion mediator activity
Source: RefSeq, a predicted model, not a curated record
GUGUGUGUGUUUUAAGACGGAUAGGUGGGUUAGAACAUCCCGCAUCAUUGAGAUAACGAAAACAAGUAAACAAACUCGAGCACCACAUAAGGUGAAGCACUUGUAUACUGAAUUAACAUUGUAUAUGAUGAACAAAGGCCCACCCUAUAAGAGUAUUCGAUCUAACAUUAUUCUCGUUUGCACGCCAAAUGACCAUGUUAAACUGAUGAUUAGACGUGGAAAUAUAAAAGUUACAAACACUCUUCAUUUCCACUAGAUUCCAGUGGAACAAUGUCUCCACGCACUAAAGACAGUCGUCAGCUGUUUAUUUCUGCGAUGGUUGGUGAGUUUGUGGAACUUCCUUGUGCUGCUCAGGGCAUUCCUCUUCCAAAUUACAGCUGGUACAAAUACGCAGGAACAAAUCAAACUCCGGUCUACUUGGACUCUCGGGUGAUGCAGUUAAGUGGAUCUCUCAUAUUCCACUCAGUAACUCUGGAUAAUGCUGGGAAGUAUGUCUGUGUGAUCAGCAACAGCGCAGGGGAAAAAAGAUACGAUUUAACUCUGAUAAUCAGAGACCAUCUUACCACACAAGUGCAGCCCCAAGAACAAACUGUUGACGUAGGAAAACUAGCCACCUUCAGUUGCUCAUUUUCUGGAUACCCUGUGGAUCUUGUUACAUGGUACAAAGAUGGAGAGCUAUUAUCACUGGAAAAUGUUAGAAUACAAACAUUAACAAACUUUUCUGUGUCAUUAAAUCCUGUACAGAGAGAGGAUAAGGGCAUGUAUCAAUGUGUUGUGUCCAAUGACCAGGAUUCUGCUCAGGGAACUGCUCAGCUUAUGCUAGGUGAUGCCAAGCCUGCUUUUCAUUUCGUAUUUUCUAAGCAAACACUUCAACCAAAGUCAUUCCCUUCUUUAAAAUGUGCAGCUUCUGGCAAUCCAACCCCUCAAAUAACAUGGACACUAGAUGGUGAAUCUCUUCAAGAAAGUCAAAAUCUCCGUGUGGGUGAAUAUAUCUCACACCAAAAUAUAGUGGUCAGCUAUGUGAAUAUAACAUCUGUGGCAGUGCAAGAUGGUGGGGAGUAUGAGUGCCGAGCAACAAACUCAGUGGGCAGUGUUGCUCAUGCGGCUAGAAUGAAUGUCUACGGCCCACCUUUCAUCCGUCCAAUGAGAGAUGUGUCAGCUGUUGCAGGGGAGAAUCUUUAUCUUCGUUGUCAUGCAGCUGGAUAUCCAAUCAACUCAAUUAUAUGGUACAAAGGGCAUAUACAACUGCCUGUUAAUCUUCGCCAAGAAGUGUUUAGUAAUGGGACCUUGAUGAUCUAUGAUGUUAGCCGAGAGAAGGAUGAUGGUGUAUAUACUUGUCGUGUAACAAAUGACCAGGGUCAGAGUGAUAAUGGAACUGUCCGAGUUAAUGUUAUGGUUCGCCCUGUGAUUUACCCCUUUUCCUUUCCGAAAAGCAUUCAGGUAGGUAUGAGAGCAAGACUUGUGUGCACAGUGAUUAAAGGGGAUCCACCAUUUACUAUUCGAUGGUAUAAGGACGGACAUCCAAUGCCACAGGAAUUGAAUGAAAAACGACAUAAUGACGUUUUUUCGAGUGAUUUAACUUUUGCUAACAUUCAAACUCAACACAAUGGAAACUAUACUUGUACAGUCAGCAACACAGCAUCCUCAGCCAGUCACAGUGCAGUGUUAAUAGUCAAGGUACCACUAAAGUGGGAAGUAGAACCAAGAGAUGCCUCAGUUGUGGUAGGCCAAAACAUCAGGAUAGAUUGUCUUGCAAGUGGCUUUCCUUCACCAGUAAUAACAUGGGAGCGGAGAAAUGGAAAUACUCCUGGUGACUACUCGGCAAUUGCUAGUGGGCCACACUAUGAGGUUUAUCCCAAUGGUUCUCUUCUCAUCAAGGACACCCAGUCAAAAGAUGAGGGACUCUACCUGUGUCAGGUUAACAAUGGAAUUGGAUCAGGCUUGAGUAAAGUAAUCUUUGUUACAGUUCAUGUUCCGCCACGUUUUGAAACCAAGUUCAGAAGUGAGACAGUCCGCAAGGGAGAGAAAGUCAUGUUGAGGUGCCACGCUUAUGGAGAUCAUCCCAUGACCAUUGUUUGGAAUGUCAACGGGCACCCACUGAGCCCUUCUGACAAUCCAAGGUACAGACUUCGAGAACAAGUAGGCAACAAAGAAAUGUCAUCAGAUAUUACUAUUCUAGCAGCAGAUAGACAGGAUUCAGACAACUAUACAUGCCUCGCAUCUAAUAUUUUUGGUCAGCAUGAUACCAAAGUAAAGCUCGUUGUACAAGAACCACCUGAUUCUCCAAGAAAAAUUGAAGUUUUAGAAAAGAAAAGUCGCUCAGCCAGGAUUGGAUGGUCAGUUCCAUUCAAUGGAAACAGCAAUUUAACAAGAUACCUUGUACAAUGUUCACCAAGCCAAGACUGGCAACAUCAGGUCGUUAACCUAACAGUGGACAGAAUUGAGAACUCUGCUGAACUAAUGGGACUGAGGCCAGCACAGUCAUAUAGAUGUAGAGUGAGAGCAGAGAAUAACAUUGGAAUUGGGCACCCUAGUGACUUGGUGUCAGUAAUUACAGCAGAAGAAGUUCUGGCUUAUUCUACUACAGUUCCUGGAGGUCCUCCUAGAGGAGUGAAGGCAGAUGCUUUGGAUUCUCAAACUGUUCGGGUCACUUGGCAGCCACCAGAAAAAGAACUAUGGAAUGGGCCACUGAAAGGGUACUAUGUAGGCUAUAAGAUACUCAACUCUGAUUCUCCUUAUCUGUAUAAAAACUUGGAGGUAGGAGAGCACACUCAACAGGAGGUACUACUGUCACAACUUGAGAAAUUCACAAGCUAUACCAUCCUAGUCCAGGGAUACAAUGCAAUGGGUGCUGGGCCUCGUUCUGAUGAGGUGGUGGUUCGGACACUGGAAGAUGUCCCAAGCGAACCACCAAGAAACCUCCAGUGCUCACCCUUAACAUCAGAGAUAAUCCUAGUCAAGUGGGAAGCUCCAUCUCUGGACAGCAUUCAUGGAAUAUUACAGGGAUUCACAAUCCUUUACAGACCAGUGGAAGGUAUUGUCCUCCCCACCUAGUCACUUUCUACUUUA